GGAAAAAAAAACAUGCACAUGAAUGCAGGUAGGAUACGAUGUCUGUGGCAUUAUUUAUGGCUCUAGACAUAACCAAAAGUCACAGAAAUACCAGCAUUUGUAUGCAGGCCUGUAUACUACUCUUUGUUUACAAUAGCCAUUGUGAUUUAUCUAUUUUAAAUUACAGUUAAUGCAGAGGUUGAAUUAAUUAGAAAGCCAGUAAUUAAGUAACUAAGUAGGCUACAUUUACUCAAGUACCAUACUUAAAUACUUUAUUGAUGUACUUAUACUUGAGUAUUUACAUUUUAUGAUGUUUUAUACUGCUACUCUACUACAUUUUUAAGCACUUCCUAUUCCACUACUAUUCAUAGUCAGUUACCAGUAAUCAGGAUGAUAAUGUAUUGCCACUUUUACUCAAGAAAAAGAUUUCAAUACUAUUUCCACCACCGAAAGCCAUAAAGGAAGGGACUUGACUUGCCAUGUUGGACUAUUAAUCAGGCAAAACUAGGACGGAACUCUCAAAAUGUUUAUUCCACCAUCCACAAUUAAAAGCUUAUCACCGCCCACCCGUUCCUGCCUCCCCCCCUCUUGACUUCAGAUACCCACUCCCCUCUAUACUCCAGGCGCAGUCAGGAGCCUCAUUGCGACAGUGGAAGGUUGUAAAAGACCAGAUAAGCCACUGUGGGAAUGGGACCACAAAUCGGAAGCAAGAAAAACUUUGCCUUCUUUCGGGUCUUCCCACUCCGAAGACAUCUCUUUAUCCAAAGGGAAUAAACUUUUCCUCUGAGCAGAAGAAGAAACAGGUGCAAGAAGCUCACAAAUGGGAUAAGUAGGGAUAUUUAUUCUUUUUUUUUACCUUGCCAAAAAGGCAUGUAGGUAUGAAAGUUUUUCACUUACAAACUUUUUUUUUUAAAGUUAGAGGCAUAAGAAUAUAGCCAUAAACUGUGAUUUGACUCUUUAAAGCAUUUAUGACAUGCUUUACAGUGAGGUGUGGAGAUCCUAGAAUAAAGCAGCGGAAGUCUUUUGUUAGAAAGGCUGUGAUUUCUAAAGGUGCGUCUCUGGGGCCCUGGUGCAUGGCGCUAAAAGGUGUCGGAGCAGGCAGAGAGCUUUAUUGGUUUCCAUCUGAGUUACAAUGGCAAAGUGGUUCAAGGAGUUCCCCAUCAAUCUGAAGAAUGGUACCGACAGGAUCCGCUCAGUCUCCGAAUCAGGCUCACAACCAAGAGCCGGUAAAGCCGGGCUGGUGGCCAGCAUUGGUACCAAAUCUGCAGGCUCUAAAACGGGUCAUCGCAAAAACUCCUCUACUGACAGUACAAGCGGAGGAGGAGGAGGAGGAGGUGGUGGUGGUGGUGGUGGUGGUGGAGUUGGAUCUCUCCUGUCCGGGAGAAACCGCAAGAACUCAGCCAUAGACUUGAGUAGAAACGGUGUUGGUUCCCCUAAAGAUGGAAAAGUUUGGGACAGCCUCCUGUCUGGGAAGAGUCGCAAGAACUCCAAAGCGGAGCCAGUGUUUGAGGAGCAGCAAAGACCUCUGAAAAACUCCGCAUCCGCCAACGCGUACAUCAGCCGGCUGAUCCGAGUGGACAAACAGGAUAAAAGCCCCAACUUCAACAGCGGUACCAUCACUAAUCAAGUGGUACCGGAAGCAGAGAAACCAGCUCAGUGCAAAUCAGAAACAGUGAUCAUCCUCGAGGAUUAUGCAGAUCCCUUUGAUGCUCAGAAGACCAGAGAGCAAAGAGAGGCAGAGAGAGUUGGGGAGAAUGAUGGUUACAUGGAGCCUUACGAUGCCCAGCAGAUGAUUACCGAGAUCAGACGUCGUGGAUCCAAAGACCUGCUGAAGGUGUGUUUGUUGAUGGAGGGGAGUGAGGGAACCGUGGCGGUGGAGGAAAGUCAGCCUGCGACAUUACAGAUCUACGAUGUCCCGUAUGAGGGAAGCGGUGACGGUGAGAAGACGGCAAUCACAAGGCCAGAGCUGGAUCCUCGUCCCUCCACUGAGUACGAGCUGCCCUGGGAGUGGAAAAAGGAACAUAUUGUCAAAACUCUGUCAGCACAGUUUGACAGCCCUGAACGGUCAGUCAAAGACGAGACACCUCACCUCACGCUCACUAGGCAGCCGCAACAUCUGCCAGCACAGCCACCGCAGCAUCAGCACCUGAGGCAGAAAAGUUGGACCCAGAAGAUCCUGAAAUCCUCCACUCACACCCUGUCCACUUCCUCCUCCAACCCCGGAAGCAGCCCUGAAACUGAGGCCUGCUGUGUUGACCCCACCCUGCCCCUGGACAAACAGAGCUGGUACCACGGCUGUGUGACUCGGCAGGAGGCGGAGUUCCAGCUGCAGUCCUGCAAAGAGGCUAGCUUCCUGGUCAGGAACAGCGAGUCGGACAACAGCAAGUACUCCAUCGCCCUCAAAACAAGCCAAGGCUGCGUUCAUAUCAUUGUUGCCCAGACCAAAGAAAACGGCUACACCCUGGACCAGAGCAGCUGCGUGUUCCCCAGCAUCCCAGAGGUGGUGCACCACUACUGCACUCAGCGCCUGCCUUUCAAUGGCGCCGAGCACAUGACCCUGCUGCACCCAGUGUCUCGCAUCCAUUAACUCCACCCCAGCUCAAUUAGGUAUACAAAACAAAGACACCUCUGGGCCUAAAUGGAUGAAAUGUUUCCAAAAAAACCCCUGAACUCUGAUCAGUUCAAGCUCAAUGUGUACUUCUACUGCUAUGUCCUUCCUACUAGUCCUAGUUUUUAUAUUUGUAUUUGUUUGUUUAUUAUAUCCUACUUUUUCAUUUUGUCAUUUUUAUUUCAUCAUCCAAAAUAUGUCUGAAAGCUGUGGAUGUCUUCGUCUGUCUUUGAUGUGCAGCUGAUGCAAAACAUCCAGGCUGCUGUUUUGCAUGUGAACAUUAAGGAAGCGCAGCACAAAUGUCGAGGCACUUUUAUUGAAUAAAUGUGACUUGGGGUUUGAUUGAUCCGGGAUAUGAUGUUUUAUUAUACACUGCGGGCUCUAUUAAAAGCUUGUUAUUGUUUUUAAGUGAAAUUCACCGUGAAGCAGAAAGUACUUUUGAUGUGAUGUGAAACUCAUCAGUCUGUGUCUCUCUUUCUCCCUCUGGUGGAUGUGCUGGUACACUGCACCAACUUUGCCAACACAAAGAAUGAUCUUCUUUCCUCAAAGUUUAUAGUUAGUAAAAAUCCAUGCACAUAAACAUGUCAUUCCGCCUAUUAAGAUAAGACCAGCUGUUUUGUCUUAAUGCUCGUAACUGAUCUAAUUUAUGCCUUUUUCCUUGUCAGUUUUCUGUAUCUAUUGUCCCUUGAGGAUUUCCUCUUGUUUUACUGUGAAAGAGGGAGUUGUUUCUAUUGUAUUAUCUGCACUGUGAAGACCGAGUGAUUCACCCCAAUGCAAUGUGCUUGAAGGGGCAAUGGCUUUACACUAGUUAAUGUUUUUCAUUGGAGGACCGGAUGCUUCGUUUGAAUCCUUUUUUCCAGUUAAACAAUCUUUGUUUAUUCUGGGGAAUAAACCUGCCAAUUAAUGUGAUAUGUGGUAAGGAAACAUUGUGAAAUUCAUGUCUUAUGUCAAACAUUUUUGGAGUCUGUACCUGGGGAUCAUUUACAGAUACUCUAUAAGUGCAAGAAAAUAAUCAGAUAUUGAAAGAAAGGAAACU
Molecule: messenger RNA, 3623 nt
Organism: Thunnus maccoyii (southern bluefin tuna)
Lineage: Eukaryota; Metazoa; Chordata; Actinopteri; Scombriformes; Scombridae
Product: SH2 domain-containing adapter protein E-like
Exons: 6
Coding region: 1112-2566 (484 amino acids)
Molecular function (GO): phosphotyrosine residue binding
Source: RefSeq, a predicted model, not a curated record